UUAGAAUUAAAUUGUUCGCGAUGUCGAUAUAGGUUGGUUAUGAUGUUUGUAAUUAAAUUUAUUUUUUGUAAAACUCUAUAAUAUAUUGUAACUAUUUUUUCAUAAACUACAAACGAUAAAGAUGAAAGAAAAAUGGAAUUUUAUUAUAUACCUUGUUUGGUUUUCAUAUCUUACAUUAUCGGCAGUUCUCAUGUUUGGUCAGGGUUUCUUACUGUCUCGCAAAACUUUAAAUGAUAUAUCUGAAUGCGUGCCUUUGAACAAUUUUGGGUGUGACGGACGUCAAAACUCAAGUGAAAAACUUAUUUGCACAGAGGAUAUUAAAAUUCAACGAAUUUUAACAAACUCUGGUUCGCCUAUUGUAUGCGCUGCUAAGAAACAUAGAGUGGCGUUUGUUUUAGUGGAUGCUCUGCGAUAUGAUUUUACCGAAUUUAAUCUUGAUAAUCAGGAACCUUUGUAUUAUCAAAAUCGACUGCCCGUUAUACAAAAGACAAUCGAGCGAUGGCCAGAUCGUGCUCGAGUUUUUCGAUUUAUGGCAGAUCCGCCAACUACAACGCUGCAGCGGCUAAAAGCGUUUGUGACUGGGUCCUUGCCAACUUUUAUUGAUGCUAGUUCAAACUUUGCUGCCAUUGAAAUACAAGAAGACAAUGUUAUUGAUCAGAUAGUUAAAGGUGGUAGUAAAGCUAUAUUGCUGGGAGACGAUACUUGGAUGCGUUUAAUUCCCGGGAGAUGGUUACGAUCUCAUGCUUUGUACUCUUUCCAUACUUGGGAUCUUGAUACAGUUGAUAAUGAAGUGGAUUCUAAGAUUUAUGAUGAACUGGUGAAAAAUGAUUGGGACCUCCUUGUAGCUCAUUACCUCGGUGUAGACCAUGCAGGUCAUAGAUAUGGCCCAAAUCAUCCAGAGAUGGCAAGGAAACUGAGUGAAACAAAUGCAAGGCUAGAGAAAAUCAUUGAAUUGUUACCGUCUGACACUAUACUCUACGUUGUAGGUGACCAUGGCAUGACUGAAACAGACUCACAAGAAUGGAAUGAUUUAAAGGGUGACCACGGUGGAGAAAGUAAAGCUGAACGUACGGCAGCAUUAUUUGCUUAUCACAGUUCAGGAUUUAGUGGUGAUGAGUCCGAUAGACAAUCUGGUAGAGAAGUACAGCAGACUGACUUAGCUCCGACUCUUAGUGCUGCCUUAGGAAGACCACCACCAGCUCCAUCUCUAGGAAACCUAUUGUUUCCUAUAUUACCAAAAAUGCCUACAACUCACACGCUGUUGCACUUGACCAAUAAUUUAAAACAGGUGACCCAAUAUUUAGUAAGAUAUGGGGAAGAGUCUCAGCAAAUUGCACUAGACAGACUUGCGUACUUAAUUAAUGCCACCAGAGAUCAGAUUGAUAAGGCAUCAAGUGUGAAAACGGAAGAAGAAUUAAAAGAAUACAUAUCAAAUGUUGGGUCAUUAAUGGACAGCAUUCGCAGCGUGUUUAGAGAAGUUUGGGUCGAAUUUGAUUCUCUCUCAAUGCUGAGGGCUCUACUUUUGUUACUUCUUACCAUUUUCUUUAACUGGAUCAUCAUAGAAGGCAUUCCAGCUGUGCGCAUUCCCCACGUAUUCGCUAGCUCUUUUGUCCCGACAGGGCUUAUAAGUAUGGCUGUUUGUAUAGGAAUUUGUUACACAGGACAUUAUUUGGAAAUCAUCGAAGAUUUAGGACACGCUAUUGUCUUAAGUACAGGACUAAUAUCUGGGACGGUUACCUGUAUACUAGUAAUAAUGCAUUGGGAUGGUAUCACGCAAAGAUGGUACGAAGGCCGAACGCAGUUUUACGAACGUUUUGCUCGAUCAGCCUUAUUUGCAUCUGCAACAAUUUUAGUGUCAAAUAGUUAUAUAAUAGAAGAAGGAGCGACUUUGUCAUUUCUCUCAUUGACUAUAUUAGGGUUAAUGGCCUGGAAUAUUAGUAAUAUGAAAGCUUUGGUUAUAUGGGUUGCCUUUGGUAUUGUAAUGGCAUUGACAAGAUCUUACAGGGGGUGUAGGGAAGAACAGGGCGACUGUUGGACGUUAGGUGAAGGGGUAGCGACUGGAAACGCAUCAAGGGCUGCUCUAGUUAUUGCUUUAGGGUCUGUAGCAGCUGUAGUGGCUGUUUCAAGACGUCAUAUAGAGUGGAGGGGAUAUGGAAUAGUUAUUGCAGGUAUAUUCUCUUGUGCCCAUUGGGCAGUUGGGUGGGGUUCCCUAGGUUCUCCUAGUAGAUCAAAGAUGUUAGCAAGAGGAGCGUGGUUAGUUAUAGUGACUACGUUUAUUCUCCUCUGGAAGAGGGAUGGUAAAGGGGCUACUUUACCCUUGGUUGUGUUCGGGCUUUUGCUAUAUCUUGCAAAUGCAUUAGUAUUAGGUGCAGCGUAUGCUCCGACCGCUGGUCUGGCAUUGAUUUCAGGAUUUUUAGCUCUGAACAUUGUAUCAAUGUUGAAGACUGAAGGCUCAGUUAAGUAUUCUUUAGCAACAAGAUGUAAUUCAAGUAUGGCUUGCCUAUGGGCGCUGUUAGCGUCAUAUCACUUCUACGGAACUGGUCAUCACGCUACUCUGAGUAAUGUACGAUGGGCGGCAGUUUUCCAUGCCGGGGAUCCGAAUUAUACAUCCUUUGGAACACCUAUAUCUGUCGCUUUGAUGUUUAUUUAUUUGUUUGGAAUGCCUUUGAUGUUCGGUGCGACAGUACCUCUGCUGGCUCUGUGGGGACGUAACGGCGCGUCCACACUGGGGCCUCGAACGCAGCUAGCUGCAGUCUUCUCACUGUGUCUUAAAUUUUCUCUAUGUUUUGCUAUAAGAGUUUUUGCAUGUAUACUAUCAGCUACAAUCCACUGUCGUCAUCUUAUGAUUUGGGGUAUCUUCACACCGAAGCUAAUAUUCGAAGUUGGAUCCUGUAUAGCCGCUUUACUCGGGACCCUCAUAGGAGCAAUAGUAACUGCUUGGCAUUUACCAACCCAGACAAGAUCGAGUUGACACAAGUGAUUUGGCUAAUAAAACUGACUUUUAUUCUGAUAUAACAGAUAUUUGAAAAAAAAAACCAAAAUAAAAUAGAACGGUAUAGUUUCAAAUCAGUUGCACUCUAUGCAGAAAGUGUUGCCGAAAUCUCAAAGUUCACUAAAAUAGAAGAAACUAAGAAUAGGAGUUAGAUUGUACUAGUGUCAUAAUGCAACAACGCAGCUAGUGUUAAACUACUCUCCGAAAAUGAUGCGUACUUUUUUAAACUAUCAAAUAUUGAGACAUUUUUAAACUACUGUAUGUAAAAUAUUAAUGUAUUAUACUAAACAAAUGUUUUGCGGAAAUCAAUAAUAUAGACCAAUCUUUAAACACUUCGUACAAGUAGUAUUAUGUAUAUAAUGCUUGUAAUAAAGAUUUUUACACAUUAUAAUGGUUAUUCCUACAAAUUGUAAGAAUUAUGUUGUUUGCUUGCAAUUGGCAAUUAAAUGAUAGUUAAAGUAGGUAUAGAUACGUUGAGAAGUAUUAUUAAAUGAAAUUGUUUCUUAUGGUUGGUAUGUUAUACAAGUAUUCUUUUUAAUGUUAGCCGAGAAAGUUCUUAUUAAACUUUGUUGUUGUUUUAUAAAUAUUAAUUAGCUUAACGAAAGGGCCAAAGGUAUUUUAGAGUAAUAAGUAAUGAUAUGAUAUUAUUUCUAUUUUGCUUUUACGCUAUGUUAGCUUCAUAUCUUCUAUAUAAAUUGAAACGAAACGCAGAAAUAACUGCACUAUAGAGAAUUCUUUUUUUUUCUGUGUUGAUUAUUGGUAAGAUAGCAGCACGACGUUCAGGACAGCUAAUAAUUAAUAGUUAUGAAUUUAGUACCAAGGUAUGAUUUUUGUACAGACAAGUUAUGAUUUAUAAAUUUACAUUAGACAAAUGGAAAUGAAAUUAUUACAAUGAGAUAUUAUAAUGACAGGAUUUAUGACUACAGGUUUAAUUAUGUUUAAAUUAUUUCAGCAAAGCUGAGAAUAUUCAAUUUUCUAUUUAUUACUUAGUUUUUAUUGAUGCAGUUAAUAGAUUAAAUAAUUUUUACCUUUAAGACAUAUUUUUCUAAUAUAUCUCUGUCUUUAGGAGUAAAA
This is a messenger RNA of Melitaea cinxia (Glanville fritillary), 4066 nucleotides long. It is a transcript of the gene PIG-O, whose product is annotated as GPI ethanolamine phosphate transferase 3. The transcript is spliced from 10 exons. The record is from RefSeq and is a predicted model, not a curated record. Gene Ontology annotation, cellular component: endoplasmic reticulum membrane. Bases 122 to 2971 code for a protein of 949 amino acids. Gene Ontology annotation, biological process: GPI anchor biosynthetic process. NCBI's taxonomy places the organism in Eukaryota, Metazoa, Arthropoda, Insecta, Lepidoptera, Nymphalidae. Gene Ontology annotation, molecular function: mannose-ethanolamine phosphotransferase activity.